UGCAGCUCGUACCUCAAAGUAUAGGUACACAUCAUGCCUACCCCUCUUGUCAAGCGCUACAUUGCAUAUACGCAGAGCACUUGCAGAGCGGGAUGUGUUAGCAAACGGGCCGUUUAUUCAAGUCCGUCACAGUCCAGACUUCACCCACCUCAGCUACCCACGUCUCCAGCACCUAGCUUCACAACCUUUGCACUAAAUCAAGAUUCCCUCCAUUCAUCCCGAUACCAUGGCUUACACGAGUAAGCAGGUCGUAACCAGCGUCAGCAUCGUGUACCUCGUCUUGGUCACAGCUCUAGCUGCGUACGCUACAUCCCGUGCUAAGAGCCUCUCGAUCCCUAUCCCGGAUGCUCUGUCCGGCCUUGCGACCGCUCUACCCAUCGUAGCCGGACUUCUCCUCGAAGCAGGAUACGACUUCACGCGGCGUGUGGAGCAGCGACGCCAACGGCCAAAGGGCAACACACCGCGUCCUCCCCUUGUUAUCAUCGUGAAUACCCUGAUAUUCAUAUAUUCGACGGCGGUCAUCACUCUCCUAGGGACACACGUUGCUCCGUCGUCCGGGCUUCGAUGCGGUCUUGACCAACGCUGGAGGGACCUCUUCACGCACAAGAACGCGGAUGCUAUCAGGGCGAUUCAGGAUGCAUUCAACUGCUGUGGCUAUGUGAACUCGCACGACCAGGCAUGGCCUUUCCCGGACAAGAACCAUGACCAGCACGCCUGCGAGACGGCCUUUGGGCGUACUCGAGGCUGUUUGGGACCUUGGAGACAUGAGGAACAGAGGGUAGCAGGCAUUCUCAUGGCUGUUGUUGCCAUGGUGUUUGUGUGGCAGUUCGCUAUUAUCGUGACGCCAACCCAGCGAGAGUCUUGGUUGCAUCGCGUCCUGCCCGCUCGUGUGUCUAGACUCAUCUCUGACGAAGAGCGCGGCACCUCCGGACGCCCACGAGGCGCUAUCGACUAUGUUCCUUAUAGGGACAACGUUGCCGAAGAAGUCGACGACGAGGACCGUUACGAUGCAACUCGACCUGCAAUUGAGGGACGCACAAUCAGACAUGUUCCACCUGAGCCCAAUGGCGAGCAAGAUCAGUCUCGCUCAGGGGUCGAGAACGUCUGGGAACGGAGCUAAGCAUCUGGAAUCGGCUUUCAGAAAGAACAGGCACUCGUGGGAGCAAGACAGGUCUUUCGAAGACACUUGUUCAACAAGCUGGUGAUGCUAUCACGCUCGACAAUAUGCAAACCUGGCUGCACAUGUGGUUUGGACUGCACAAGCAACUUGUUAAUGGUUAAGGGAGAAGCGAAUAUGUUUCAUGAAAACACUCUCCACUACAUCCUCUAACUCCCCCAGUUCCGUAGCAUCCUUCAUGUAGGUUAUAGGCCCCGUAAUCGUCCACC
Molecule: messenger RNA, 1386 nt
Organism: Westerdykella ornata
Lineage: Eukaryota; Fungi; Ascomycota; Dothideomycetes; Pleosporales; Sporormiaceae
Exons: 4
Coding region: 227-1120 (297 amino acids)
Cellular component (GO): membrane
Source: RefSeq, a predicted model, not a curated record